CGCGACCAACCAAAUCCGGAAGUGGAUAUCUUUGCGGAAGGCUCAGGAACAAGGCGUGACGAACCAUCGUACUCAAGAGCUGGAUCCCGUCACUGAGAAGGAGACUGAGCAAUCAUAGGCCUCGCAAGCAACGACGAUAGGCAAACGAUGAGCGGGCCUACUGGGGCAUUGAAGCAUGUGCAAAGCUCGAUGGAAAGUGUGGCUGGGCUAGCCAAAGGUCUGUACGCGCGAGCACCGGCCAGCACGGCCACUCUUUUGUCCCUCUUGUUGUCCUACCUGAUCACGACUGCUCGAUCAGACUACGUGCUGUAUCGCAGUCUGGGCGUGGGAGGCCUUGCGCCUCCCGGUCCCAUAGGCUGGUUGGUGCACACGUUCAUUCUUCGGCCUCUUGCCAUGUCAUCAGGUCGAGAGAAGGAUCCCGAAAGAUUGCCGGUCUCGGAUGAGCAGGUGCAGGGGCAAAGCUUGUCACUAGAUCUUCCAAAAAGAAAGGGAAAUGCUCCAUUUACUUUUGGUCUCAUGCCUCAUAGACAAUUGGACCAGACUUUGCCCGAAGAUGGCGCGAUGCAAAAGACUAUGCAGGCUCUCGCAUCUCACUUCAACAAGCUAGCCACGCUCAACGUCAAUCUCCGUCCAAGCAUUUCCGUUCUCGAAGCGCACAACUCUCCCAGCUUGCAAGUGCAGCACUCGCCCAAGGACAUUAGCGCAACACAAAUCCAUUCCUACGCCCGGCUCUUUCUGUCCGGUCUGCACGCUCCUCGAUCCGACGUUUCUUCGCCUCUCAAAGAAUUCGCUCAUAUCCAUCUGCACGACGGAUCAUUGCACCUCGUCCUCUCCCCCUCGCACGCCCGCAUCGUGCUUGCUCAAGGAUGGGGAGAAUUGCACAGACUGGCGGGCGCAUUCUACAGAGGUCAUUGGUGGCCUCUUUUCAUCCUGCCCAAGUGGCUGGCAAACGAUGCAAAGGCUAGAUGGGGCUAUCUGGCCCAAAGAGCUCAGAGCUCCAGCAAGGCUGUGCUGCUGCCUCCUACGUACCUCAUGAUCUACGCUCCUAGGGACGAGGAAGAGCUGCAGCACGUCAAGCGCAUCAUCGAUGCUGCCGCAGCUUUUGCUCUUGGUCACGAGCCGAUCUCAGAGCCUUAGCUCAGUAAAGAUGAUGCUAUGCUAUGCUGAAUAUAUUGCAAAUUGCGAUUUGAGAUACUAUAGAAGUCUGAUCGGUGGAUGCGUUCAAGCAGUCUACCUAAUCGAAAUCGUAAUCGUGUUCGUCUUCACCUUUUUCUUUCUCUCGCUUAUCUAAGUCUUGGUGCCCUCGCAAGCCUCUUCCACACCCUUGUACUCUUCCGUCCUCUCCCUCACGAAUUGCUCAAAGCGAUCCAGCGCGCAGCUUCCUUCAGGUCCAUCGUG
Messenger RNA from Ceraceosorus guamensis, 1398 nucleotides. RefSeq lists its product as hypothetical. The record is from RefSeq and is a predicted model, not a curated record. The transcript has 3 exons. The coding region runs from base 148 to 1137 and encodes 329 amino acids. NCBI's taxonomy places the organism in Eukaryota, Fungi, Basidiomycota, Exobasidiomycetes, Ceraceosorales, Ceraceosoraceae.